AUGGACAUGGAGGAUUCCUCCCCAUGCUCCUCCUCCUCCUCGCCGGCGCCGGCGGCGGAUUUCGUCGACUACCUGGGCCCCGACACCUCCGUCACCGUCUUCACCAUGCUCCACCACCCCGCCGACCUCGCACGCGCAUCCGCCGUCUCCCGAUCCUGGCGACAAUUCGUUAUCGACAACCAGUUCAGCAAGCUGCAGUGCCUGCGGGCCUGCCCGGAGCUCUCCACCUUCACCCAAGUCGACGUCACCACCACCACCUCCAGAACCCUGGCACGCCGGGAUCAGGACACCGCCACGAGCGCUGACGACAAGCUCCAUCGGGACCACAGGGUGUACAUGCACCUCAGCCACGGCCUCCUCACGCCCUACAAGCCCAGGGACUGCAUCAUCCACUGCAUCGGCGCCUCCAGCACCGACAACUUCCCCGACGAGACCAUCGAGAACACCCUCGAGCCUGUCGACCGCCUCGAGUCCAACAGGCCCUCCUACUGGUCCAGCGGUGGCCAGAGGGACCCCGCCACCGCCGAGUGCCUCAUAUAUCGCCUCCAGGCCGAUCUCUGCCUCAUCCAAGAGAUCAAGCUGCAGCCAUUCAAAGCGUUUUUCCAGCAUGGCGAUCCCAUAUAUUCGCCAAAGAGCAUCCGGGUCCAGAUGGGCUAUCCAAGGUCACCGCUACGCCCUGAAGCACUUGUCUGUGAUGAAAAUGAGGGCCAGUUGAUUGAUGACAGAAACUAUGUCUGGACCUACACAUCUCCAGAAUUCCCGAUGCUGCAGGAAAAUGUCUUGCAAUCCUUCAAGCUGCCACACCCGGUUCUGUGUAUUGGUGGGGUGGUCAAGGUUGAGCUUCUUGGGAGAGUUCAGAAACAGGCAAUCGAUGGUCUCUACUACAUAUGCAUAUCUCAUGUCCAAAUAGUGGGGAAGGCACUGUCACGAGACCUCGGGGUCGUUCCUCGCGGGAACGGCCUGGUCCUGAACUACUAUCUGGAUCCCCGUACAUGCGGCGUUCCCCGCAGCGAGUCGUCACGGGACAAUGGGCGCAGCAGGUGGCAGGGCUUGGCGUCGAGGAUCUGGCAUUCUGGCACGGCGCGAGGGAUAGGAGGGCUGAACCAGACGCUGCUGAGCAGACUGUUUGGCGGUCCGUUGCGGCUCGUGGUCGUAGCGGACGAAUCGGAAGGGGAGGAGGAGGAUGAUCUUCCUUAG
Messenger RNA from Triticum turgidum subsp. durum (durum wheat), 1197 nucleotides. The record is from the annotation of a GenBank genome assembly. NCBI's taxonomy places the organism in Eukaryota, Viridiplantae, Streptophyta, Magnoliopsida, Poales, Poaceae.